Messenger RNA from Arabis nemorensis, 282 nucleotides. NCBI's taxonomy places the organism in Eukaryota, Viridiplantae, Streptophyta, Magnoliopsida, Brassicales, Brassicaceae. The record is from the annotation of a GenBank genome assembly.
AUGAGUCAGUACAAUCAACCUCCCGUCGGUGUUCCUCCUCCUCAAGGUUAUCCACCGGAGGGAUAUCCAAAGGAUGCUUAUCCACCGCAAGGUUAUCCACCUCAGGGAUAUCCUCCUCAGGGAUAUCCACCGCAGGGUUAUCCUCAACAAGGUUAUCCUCCUCCUUACGCGCCGCAAUAUCCUCCUCCGCCUCAGCAUCAGCAACAACAGAGCAGUCCUGGGUUUCUAGAAGGAUGUCUUGCUGCUCUUUGCUGUUGCUGCCUCUUGGAUGCUUGCUUCUGA